Molecule: messenger RNA, 3573 nt
Organism: Siniperca chuatsi (mandarin fish)
Lineage: Eukaryota; Metazoa; Chordata; Actinopteri; Centrarchiformes; Sinipercidae
Product: lipopolysaccharide-induced tumor necrosis factor-alpha factor homolog
Exons: 4
Coding region: 1210-1770 (186 amino acids)
Molecular function (GO): zinc ion binding
Source: RefSeq, a predicted model, not a curated record
GUAUUUAGAAACUGACUGACUUUUGUUCAGUGUCCUCAUACACACUGGGCUGGUAAAAAGCUGUAGUGUUCCCAUUCAGGAACUCAGUAGAGAUGGCACUAACAAUACAGAACAGUGUAUUACAGGUACAUUAAAAACUGGGGAAAUGUUGUUGAGUAAGAAUAAGAAAGCCCUUGGUGGAGCACAUAGCUCAACCAAUAACAAUAGAAAAUCUAAAUAGAAAAUCUGCAACGUGGUCUGGAUCUACAUCAAUCAUCCUGAUUAUUUUCAUUCAACUAAGUGCAGUAAAAUGUUCAAAGACACCCUAUAUAGAAAUAUAUAAAAAAGAAAUCCAGUUUCCCCAACUGGAUCUGGAUCUACACCAAAAAUGAAUCGCUUGUUGUUUGACAAAAUAAUCUUAGCUCAAGGUCCACUUGUUAGCUUUUUGUAGAGCUUUAAAUUUCAGUCUUUAUCAGUGGAUUGGACUUUUUUCAAUUGAAUGAACACCAGAAACAGACAACUUCAGCUGACUAUGAACAUGUGGAACAGGUGGUUGUGUAUGUGGGGGGGCCUUGAUCUUUCUGCGGCCGUCUACUGACAUUCCUAGUAGAUGCUCAUACCAGUUUUGAUCCAUUGUUCACAGACAGCAGAUGUUGUCUGUUUCCGGUCUUCAUUCAGUCUCAUUGACAACUGAGCAAAUUACAUCUGCUGAUGAAGGCUGUGAGAUACGAUCUAUUUUUGUUGUUCACCUAUCUUUGUUCAGCCUUGUUGUACUUGUUUGUAUGUCGAUUUCUAUCUAUCUUCCUGAAAAUUGUUCUUGGAACUGGGUGUAAGUACAGUGAGAGCAAAUUAGUCAAAUUCCUUGUAUGUGUACACAUACUUGGCCAAUAAAAGCUGAUUCUGAUUCUGAAAACUGUAGAAAAAGCUAGUAAAUGGACACUGAAUGGAGAUAAUUUUGUCAAACUUCUACUUCUGAGUUCCUUAACUCUGCAGCUAAUUUCAAUGAAAUAGUUACAAGUUUUUAAGAUCCCACUAACUAACAGAUGAAUAAACAGGUCCAAAAAUAUAACCUCCUUGAAGGAAUCAUGUAGAAAAAAUAAUGCAAUGCAAAGGAGAAAAUGCAGGUUUUACUAUACUAAACACCAGCAAGAGUGUGUCCUUGUGUGUGAAUUAUCUGCUGUCUCUUCUCCUCUUUGUCACUAGCUUCCUGUGUGACUGGAUGAUCUCCUGAUGGAACCUCCUUCAUAUGAGGAGGCCAGUCUCCACCCUCCUGUUCUGGGCACACAAGAGCUCAACACCCCCCCUCCCCCAUCCUACGACGCCUACCUCCACUCUCCCUCAACACCUCCCCCAACCUAUGGAGAAGCAGUUACAAUCCAACCAGAUCAUUUUCCUGUCCUGACUCCACCCAGGGUGCCAACUGCUGUGACGUCACCUUCAGAAAACACUGGAGUCAUAUUCCAUCCAGUUACACAAAUUGGUGUAACACCGUCUGUCAGCAGCAGACAAACUCAGACAGUCGUAGUCGUGACCCAGCCGCAGCCUGUUCCUAUCUCAGUGACAUGUCUGGGAGACAUCCCCGGUGUAGUGUGCUGCCCGCACUGCCACCACGUUGUCACCACUAAAGUCACAUACCUGCCUGGGGGGGCUGCCUGGUGCAUGUGUGUACUUCUCACCAUGUUGGGGUUGGUCUGUGGUUUCUGUCUGAUUCCGUUCAUGGUACGUGGCCUACAAGAUGCACAUCAUUCCUGCCCACAGUGUGGAAACCAUCUGCACACACACAGAAGAUGACACUGUCAGGAUUAAUAAGGCUCCUCUUGUCCUAUUUUUGUCAUGAUAAAUAAACUGUUUAUCAUAAGCUAGGAAAGUAAAUAGCUCGCUGCCCAAGCUACACAGGGAAGCAAGAGUGUAUUUAAGGUAUGAUAAGUGUGUGAUCUAAAGUUUACACAGUAAAUACUGAACAUAGAGAUGGACAGAGGAGUGGCUUAUGCUGCAGGAGCUGUUUGAGAUGUUUCCACUGACGUUUUCAUACAAUUUUUUCACUAUAAAAAGUUGUCGCAGUUGGACUCUUCGGAACUCACCACUGCUUUUCACUAUGCAGGACAAAAUUCCCAUCUUUUUACAGCUACAGUACAAGGGGUGAUUUGAUUUUAAAUUUGUAAUGUGAUCUUUGUCAUCAUAUUCCAGAUGAGAUGGUUGAGAAACACAUUUUGAACAUUUUAAGGCAUUCUUCACAAGCAGACAAGCGUUUCUAAUACAUAGAAGAAAACUAUGCAAAAACACAUUUGACUUUUUGUAAGAAUGUAUGGGGGGGGGGUUAACUAAAAUUAAUGAGCAGGAAGAGAAUUCGUCCCUGCAUGAGCAUACGGCACCAUUUUAUGCGUGCAGGAUGCUUUACAUUAAUGACUGCAGACGAAAGACUAAACAGUGGGGAACAGAGGACAUUUAUGAUGAACAUUACGAUGUCCAGGACUUAAUUUAUUUGUUUGUCAUUAAUUGGACAAUUGUAUUUUUUAUAUUUAAAUACUAAAAGAACUAAAUCUUUGUUAUUUCUCUUUUUUUCUAAUGCAGAUACCACUAACAUUAAUUUAAACUUUAAUGAUGAAGGGGGCAACUUGUCCAGGCUUGAAUGCCAGACAUGAUUUUCUUUGUUAAAGGCCCAGAACACAUCCAAGGUAAACCCACACAAGUGAUUUUAAUCAUUUUGGCUGAUUAGACCUUUUCUCCGGGCUGUGUGGGGGUGUACAGACCGAUCUACUGACUUCUCCCUCACUCUCCGCUUUGUUGCUCCUGUUAUGGCAGUAAAUACUGUAUAACACCUUUAUCAUUUUUAUUAUACAUGGAAGUUAGGUGGCCUGAUGUAACACACCUGUGUGGGUGUGCAGUGCCGUUAAGGAGGAUUCUGCUACUACUCAAAUUGAUUGACAGAACUUUUAAUACAAAGAGGUACAUAAGACAAUAACUAAAUUUAAAAGAAUAAUGUUUUUGGUUGUUUCCUUAUACUGGAGUUAAACAGGUUUAUAGUUUGAAUUAUGUUCAUCUGUUGAGAAACACAAAAUUGUGAUUUGCAAUCUAUGAUUCAAACACUUCAAUUGUGUAUACUGUGCCUCAAACCUAUAUAUUAUUAACUGCUGCCUUAGCAACCAGUGGAGGCUUUAUUCCAGGAUAGUUACCCUAACUGAUAGCCUUGUCACACCAGAUACAUAGCCUAUAAGCUAAAUUAGCCACUUUUUUGUAGUGCUUUGUUAACAGGUGAAAGCAGCUACCAACAAACAGUGUUGAGCUUCUUUUAAAUUAGCUGAAUUGAUUGUAUUAGUGUAAAUAUUGGAUUUUAUUUAGAUGUAAAAAAAAAAAUGUGUUUGGUGACACGUGUAGUUCUUUUCGCCAAGUGCGACAUAUUGUUGAUCACAGAAAUCCCCAAUAUCUUGGUUGACAACUGGUCAUUGUCGAAUGAAAGAAAUCCCCAAUUUCUACUGACUGGGAAUUACAACUCUGAUGCUGAGGUGAACGUUUUUUUCUGCCUCGACUGCUUGUAAUUACAGUCUGAACAAUAUGAUGUGACUGUGGCAAUAAACCCCCUGUUUUUACGCAAGA